This is a messenger RNA of Plasmodium gonderi, 3672 nucleotides long. RefSeq lists its product as hypothetical. The transcript has a single exon. Lineage: Eukaryota; Apicomplexa; Aconoidasida; Haemosporida; Plasmodiidae. The record is from RefSeq and is a predicted model, not a curated record. The coding region runs from base 1 to 3672 and encodes 1223 amino acids.
AUGGCUCCGAGAAAAAGAAAAAUUGGGAACACAGGUUGUGCUGUGAGAAAAGGAGUAAUAGUGGACUUGCUGAAAACUGCUAUACCUAGCGAAUCGUCUAACACAAGGAACACAAAAAAUUCUAGGAUUGCAAAGAACUUGGGAAAUCCAAAUAAUAAGAGGAAUGCAAAAAGGACAAGAUGUAAACGAAGAAAAAGGAAAGAUUACGAUAAACUGCCUGACUUUUCAUGCCUAAAAAAAUUAAUCUAUGAACAGAAAAGGAAAGACAACAUAUCUAACUUAUUCUCUUUUAACGAUCCAUGUAUAAAAGAAAAAAUUGAUAAAUUUAACAAAAUAAUUGAAAGGAGAAAGGAGUACUAUUAUGACACCAGUGAUAGUAAGGGACAAGAUGAAAUAACUCCCAAUGUAUGUGAAUCUUCUGCUUUUGGAUAUACCUUUAUCGAUAAAGUUAUGAAUUUCUCUAAUAAGGAGGAUAUAGAUGACUUAAUACAGCAUGAUGAAGAUGAAGAAAUAGAUGAAGAUGUAGAUGCAGAAGUAGAUGAAGAAGUAGGUGCAGAUAUGGAUGCAGGUUCUGAUUCAGAUUUUGAUUCAGAUGCAGAUACAGAAUAUGGAAAUAAUCGAAGAGAGAAUCAAUAUGACAGCCAAUCAGACGUCUAUCAUCACUAUAAUGAGGAAAAUAACGAAAGAGGUAUACAAUGCUUUAGACACAUGGAUGAAGAGUUCAUAAAGAAGAAUAUGAAAAACACAAAUUGGGAAUAUGAAAAUAGGGGGAAUAAAAAUGACAGAAAAAAAAAAUUGCCUAAGGGCUACGUCGGUAUGAGUAAUAAUAAAAAGAAAACAGAAAAAAUGAAAAGAACAAAUUUAUUUAAUAAAAAAGGAAUUAUAGAUAGCAAAAAAAAAGAUCUCAUAUUGGACCAACUAAAACUGAAGUUUGAUGAAUUCAAAAUAGACACCUUGACGAUUCCUCAAAGGCCAAUAACCAUUAUUGAUGAAAAUGGAAUUCAGAAGAAGAAACUCUUUAUAUUUAACAUAAAUAAUAGUAGUGGAAAAAAGAAGAAUGAAAAGAAAAGGAUUCAAAUAGUGUAUGACACAGAGGGGGAUCAGUCGAUUACGCAGAAUUUGUCAGCUCAUAAUUUGUCACUUAAUAAUUUGUCACUUAAUAAUUUGUCACGUAAUAAUUUGCCCGCUCAGAAUUUGUCACCUCACAAUUUGUCUCCCCACAAUUUGUCAUCCCACAAUUUGUCACCACAUAAUUCGCUACCUAACAACCCUCAAACAGAAAUGCAAACGCAAAGGCGAGACGAAGGAGACCUAAUCGAGCUGGUGAAUAGAAUAAGUGAACAGAAGGAGUCUUACCUCUAUUUUGUGGUGAAAAAUAAUCAGCUGUUGUUGAAGAAGAACAAUGACUAUUUCAGCAUCAUGAUGCAUUACUUAUGCGAAGGGUCACCAAAUAUGAAUCUCCAGAUGAGAUAUUAUUUAAUUAUGAAACCACCCAACAUGGAUAUGUUGUUAUAUCUUAUUUUGACAUAUUAUAAAUUUUCAUUUAUCGAUUUAGUUGAACAAUAUCAAAAUAUAUCCAUUAGUAACAUAGUGGAAAGUUCCUUUGAGGAAAUGAUUCUUUAUGAUUACUAUUACUACUUUUUUCAUAUUUUAGAAAUAUCACAUGAAGAAUUUUACAUGUCUUUAGAAGUAUUCAACAGUAUGAAGUUUCUUCUUAGCAAAUACAAUUUUUUUCUUAGUAGGAUGCACAAGGAUUCUAUUUUUUCUAAAGCCAAGUUCGUGUUAGGUAUGGGAGACAUAGAGAAUGUCGAUGAAGUGUUUCUUCCCCCAUCAAAGGGAUUGCCAUAUGAAAGAGAGAAAGAAGAGCAGGAGGAGCAGAUGGAAGAGGAAGAAGAUGCUUCUACCAAAGUUCCCACUAAAGCAGAAAAAAACGUGAUGUCGAACUUGACAGAUGGAGAGACAACCAAUGCAGAAGAAAGCAUAGAAGAAUUGGAAUUAGAAGAAAAGAAAACAACAAAUCAGGCAACAAAUCAGGCAACAAAUCAGACAACAAAUCAGACAACAAAUUCGUGCAAAUGUAGGUAUAGAAACAGAAGAACACAGCAUCUUAGGAGAAAAAACGGAACAUUGCAAUACAUUUUGAAUACCAAACUUGAUUUUAUAAAUUAUCAACAAAAGAACUUCUUCAAUGAAACACAUUGGAAUGAGAUAGAAAAUUAUAAUCACUUAAAUAAUCUAGAUAAACUAGUGUACUUUACAAAAGAUUUGUAUUACAAAUUUACAAAAAAAAAUAUUUAUCAUAAAUUAGACGAAAUAACAUGUGAACAGAAGCAUUUGGAUAAGGUACAAAUGAUUGAACAGUGCAAAAAAAAAUUACCCUUAUACAAAAAAAAUGUCAAAUUUAUGAAUUUUCUUGGUGUGUAUUCACACUCAUUUGUAUGGCAGGUAUACUGCAUGCAUCUGGAGUUAUUUUGCAUUUUGAAGUUUAAGAAAAUACGUCCUUAUUAUUAUCCAUGGAUUAGUCAGAUGAAGAAAAUCUCAGUGUUAGAGGAUAGCACUUCCCUUGAUUGUGGUAAAGUAAAAGGGGAGAAAAUAGGAGCUGAAAAUGGUGAUUCAAAUCUAAAAGAGCUACUUCAUCAGGAAAAUGACAACCCAAUAAAGAUAAUGCAUGAACCAAAAGAAAAUUCGUUUUUGCAAGAGUACAAUCUGAGAGACAUAGAAAAUGAAAUAAAUGCAUCUCUCAAUUUUUUUCAUAACCAAGUGAAGGAUAAAAAAAUAGAAAAUUUGUAUAUCCCCAUUUCAGUUGAAAUUAAUAAAAAAUUGAUUGAAAAAACAAAAUAUAUUAAUGGAACUCCUCUGAACGAAUUUAUAUAUAGUGAAUUUUUAUCAGGUAUUGAUUUAAAAUUGCGCGUAUUUAAAUUAAAGUGCAUUGUUUUAAAAAUAAUUAAAAUUAUUUUAACCUUUUUAGAUUUCCAUACACUUAUUAUUUUGAAAUGUUCAAGAAUCUUUCUCAAGGAAGACAGCUUAAUAAUAAAUGGUGGAAUUCCCUUGGGUUUUCUCUCACCCACAUCUUUACGUUUCCUGCUCUACAAUAUUGAUGAAACCAUUGCGACCAAGUCAUACAGCAAGACUAUUUUUCAUUACAUUCCUCCCGAGAUAAGAAUGGCUUUGCACAGAAUUGGCAGCAGAGAAGGGAACGAUGGACAGAGCGCUGGCUUGAGUGGAGGGUGUGAGAACUGCUUCCAUCUGAUGGAUAAAAGCAAAUUGGAAAAGGCAUAUUCUUACAUGAUUGGAAAAGUGUUUGAAGAAUCUCUAAUCGACACAUUCACUGGGGAUAAGUUCGACUAUCUGAAUUUCGAUGAAGAUGUUAAAAACUUCCUUCUAUGUUGUUUAAAAGAAAAUUUAAAUGAUAGAGAACCAAUCAGCAAAUUGCCAUAUCAUAAGUGCUUUUCAGAAUGCUUUGACUUGUAUAUAAACAUUUAUGAUGACAAUAUAAAUUCGUAUAAGAAUGACAAAGAAAAGGCAAUUAGGUUACGGGAUUUAAAUUACAUUAACAAUUUUGAUUACAACAUUUUUACUAUUCCAUCUGAAUCUUCAUCCCGUCUUCCUUCCUCAUCUGAUUCAAGGAAUUUCAACACCUCUAGCCAAUACUCCUCUUCUUACAAUGCAUAG